AUGGUUUAAAAGGUCAUGACUUUCGUAGGGUAACGAAAAAAAUGGUUAUGCUAGAAAAUGGUAAUGAAAUUGAUGUUAAUGUUAAUUCACAAAUAAAUAUUGUAGCUGAGACAAAUGAUGAAACAAACGAAAUUGGAACAAUUAAAAGAA
Molecule: messenger RNA, 150 nt
Organism: Entrophospora candida
Lineage: Eukaryota; Fungi; Glomeromycota; Glomeromycetes; Entrophosporales; Entrophosporaceae
Source: the annotation of a GenBank genome assembly